This is a messenger RNA of Punctularia strigosozonata HHB-11173 SS5, 504 nucleotides long. Its product is annotated as peroxiredoxin. Gene Ontology annotation, biological process: cell redox homeostasis; cellular response to oxidative stress; hydrogen peroxide catabolic process. The record is from RefSeq and is a predicted model, not a curated record. Gene Ontology annotation, cellular component: peroxisome; mitochondrion; cytoplasm. The transcript has 5 exons. The coding region runs from base 1 to 504 and encodes 167 amino acids. Gene Ontology annotation, molecular function: thioredoxin peroxidase activity. NCBI's taxonomy places the organism in Eukaryota, Fungi, Basidiomycota, Agaricomycetes, Corticiales, Punctulariaceae.
AUGGCCUCCAUCAAAGUCGGCGACACGAUCCCGCCCGCGACGUUCACCUACAUUCCCUACUCGCCCGAGCUCGACGACGCAGUCAGUACCUUCUUCCUCUCGACCGACGCCUGGAAGGGCAAGAAGGUCGUCCUCUUCUCCGUCCCCGGCGCUUUCACCCCGACCUGCCACCAGCAGCACCUCCCGGGUUACAUCAAGCGGUACGACGAGCUGAAGGCGAAGGGCGUCGACGUCGUCGCGGUCGUCGCCGCGAACGACGCCUUCGUGCUCAGCGGCUGGGCGCGCGUCGAGGGUCUCAAAGAUAAGAUCCUCGCGCUCUCCGACACGGACGCGCAGUGGUCCGCCUCCCUCGGCCUCUCGACCGACCUUUCCAAGCUCGGCCUCGGCGUGCGCACCAGCCGGUACGCGCUCGUCAUCGACGACCUCAAGGUCACCUACAUCGGCGUCGAGCCCGCGCCGGGCGUGACCGUGUCCGGCGCCGACGCCGUGCUCGAGAGCCUGUGA